AUGGCCAAUCCAUCUCCAUAUUCUCCUGCUAAUGAGUAUGCUGAUCUCUUCCUCUUUGCAUUUAAUGAGGAGGUCCUGAAUAUGGAAUCAUUAAAUAGUACAUUAUGUGGUGUAUGUGAAUCCCAACAUGUGACGACAGACGCCACCUUCUGGUGUCCUGAAUGUGAUGAAGGUUUGUGUUCGACAUGCCUUAAGUAUCACAAUGCUUCCAAAUCGUUGAGAGAUCAUGAGGUCAUCCCUGUUGAUAACUACAGACAGCUACCGUCAUUUGUAGCCAGCGUACACCAAUAUUGUUCCGACCACGACAAGAAAUACCAGCUUUACUGUUUACUUCACGAAAGUCCAUGUUGCCUUCUUUGUGUUUCAACCACCCACAAAAAAUGUGACUUAACGGCACUCGAUGAAGUUGUUAAAACUUCCAAAACGUCCGCAUUAUUUGACAAUUUGGAACAAAAUCUGGAAGAUUUAAAGAAAAAUCUAAAAAGAAUAACAGAUGAUCGAGAAAAGAAUUUAUCAAAAGUACAACAUAGUAGAGAGAAAAUACAGUCUGAAAUAAAGACAAUGCGCGACAAAAUUAAUAAACAUCUCGAUAGAAUCGAGCAAAAAAUACUACAGGAUUUUGGGGAUGUAGAAAAGGGAGUUAACUCAGAGCUACGAUGUAUUCAAACAAAACUUCUCGAUCAUACCAAAACCGUAAAAGAGCUACAGACCAAUGUUUCUGUAAUUAAGAAAUAUGCAUCUGAAUUACAGACUUUUGUUGGAAUGAAGAGAAUUGAGAAGGAUAUAGACCAUGAAGAAAAGUUCGUGGUGUCCUUGUUAGAAGAUGGUAGUCUACAACAAGUUGAUAUCGAAUUUAAAGAGAAUCGCAAAAUGUGCGACUUGUUAUCCAUAGCAGAAUAUGGAAAAAUAUCCCGGAUUGCUAGUUCUCCUACAGUUGCCAUAAAGCUUGAGAAAAAUAAACAAGCCCAAUUCUUGGUCGCACCUUCUUUCGAAAAGAAAACAAUUAAUGAUAUUCAUCUGUCUUCGCAUAGGAAACUUAAAAUACCAGACCUUAAUCUUAAUAGUCCAAGUAUGUUUACAGGAUGUACAAUCACUCCUUCAGGUAAGAUAGUUCUUGUGGACUGGAAUUUUAACAAUGUGUUUAUUCUCAGCAAGAACGAGUCAUUAGAAUGUAAAAUAAAUGUAUCAAGUCAGCCUAUAGAUGUCACUUGUAUUGAUGACAAAAUUAUAGCAAUUACCCAUAACCAUCCAGAUGGUCCUUUAAAAAUUGAAACAAUAAACAUAUGUUCUAAGAAAAAAGAGAAAGACAUUGAUAUUUCAGGUUGUUGUUAUGGAAUAACAAAUAUUCAUGGAAGGAUAAUAUAUUGUUCUUUAAGCAAAGGUAUUCAGGCAGUACAUUUUUCUGGUAAUGAUCAUUCCACUAUAGUUGAGCAACCAAUGAUGUUUGAAUGGAAAUAUGUUACAGCGUCUGAAGAUAAACUUUAUCAUACCAAUCGUAUAACUGACAUAGUCACGUGUUACAACACCACAGGAGAGAAAGUGUGGGAAUACAACGAUAAAUCAUUUCUGAAGAACAUUCGUGGUGUUACUACUGACAACGACGCCAAUGUUUACGUUGCAUCCUUUGGCAAUCACAGUAUCGUCGUUAUAUCAGCAGAUGGAAAACAUGCUAGACGUCUCAUUCGAGGAGAGGAUGGUUUAUCUCAGCCGUGUGGUAUUUACCUUGACAAAACCAGAAACAAUCUGCUGAUAUCGUGUAAUAAUGGAGACGUUCAUAUGUAUAAGGUGUCAUGA
Molecule: messenger RNA, 1794 nt
Organism: Mytilus trossulus (common blue mussel)
Lineage: Eukaryota; Metazoa; Mollusca; Bivalvia; Mytilida; Mytilidae
Exons: 2
Coding region: 1-1794 (597 amino acids)
Biological process (GO): protein monoubiquitination
Molecular function (GO): ubiquitin protein ligase activity; protein binding; zinc ion binding
Source: RefSeq, a predicted model, not a curated record